This is a messenger RNA of Podarcis lilfordi (Lilford's wall lizard), 23325 nucleotides long. NCBI's taxonomy places the organism in Eukaryota, Metazoa, Chordata, Lepidosauria, Squamata, Lacertidae. The record is from the annotation of a GenBank genome assembly.
GAAGGAAUAGCGGGCGCACCUUCCGGUCCUGCUCCUCUCGGGCCACGAAGGAGGAGCCGCAUUGCCUGGCAGAGCAGCUGGAGGCUGGUUGCAUGGAGGGAGCCGCCAGCGGAAGGUGCGGCGGGUUUGAUUUUUGGGGGUGGAAAAGUGGGGACCCCGUUGCCGUGGGCGGCCGUGGAGGCGGAGAGCGGCUCCAAAGGCUGGAGCCCCUGAGCCGCUGGUUCAAAUGCCGCCUCUCUUAGGGACUAGGAACUUGGGGGAGCUGCUCUAGGCAGGUUUCAGAAGGGAGUCCUUCCUGGAGAUGCCAUUGCGGGUGGGUCCUGGGAUCUCCUGCCUGCAGAGGUGGUGAUCCGCCUCUGAUUUUCGCUGCCCUUCGCCUCCCAAAAAAGAAAAAUAUUAACUGGGUUAGGAACCAUAAUGUGGUGGUUAUGGUUUGCUAGGGAGAAGAGAGCAGAAGGGGAGAAACAGCAACUCCGAGGGGUUAAAGGGCGGGAAGGCGUCAGAAGGAACAGAAAAGCUGAAAUUGUGGUUUGACGGCGUGUGUUAAAAAUGUUGAAACUUAAUAAAAUAGAAUUGGGGCGGGGGGAACUGGAUUGGGAAUUAGGGACAUAGGAAAGUGCCUUGAACGUAAGUGCUGUGGCCCUUGUAGCUCAGUAUUGUUCAUACUGGGAUGUCAAGAGUCGUUUAUUGUUGUUGCCAGGAUUGCUUUGUUGUUGUUGUUAAUGAUUUAGAACUGUGGUCCGUGGACCCCCAAGGUCUGCGUAACCCACCCAAGGGUCCAUGAGCACCAUUCACAUAACAAAAACGACCAUAGAGGUGUCAACAUUUUCAAAUGUAGGGGGUCUAUGGCUGGGCUUUUGAAAAACGGGGUCCGCAGUACUUCACAUAGGAAUGGUCUUCAGUGGUUCCCAAUUAGCUGAGUUACAACUCCAUCGGACAGGCCUUUGGAAUGUAAUACAUUCAAAUCUUUCAUAAAUGUGGUGGAAGGGAGGUUAGCCAUCUGUGAUUUGGUUGAGAUUCCUGCAUUGCAACUUUGCAACUUUUUGCAGCUGUUGUUAAAGUUGCAAAAUGACAGAGCGAUGGAGAAAUCUCUGAAACAACAAUGGGAUAUCAGCUCAGGCAUGACGGAGAACAGCAACAACCGGGAAAAGAUAGACAAAGCAUUUUACAAGUACAGGAAGAAAUAACAUGGACAGAAUAAUUGUCACAAACAGGAAGAACAAGGAUAUAGAUUGAGUUCCUCAUUUGUAGUUCUAUAAAUCAUUUAAUGUGUCAGCACGAAUAGAAGUUAUUAAUAUUGCAGUUGUUGUAGAAGGGAUUAUUAUUUUGACUGGGAUGUAAUUGAAAGUAAUAAGAUUUUGGAACUCACAAAUAAAGAAAAUCAUCAAACCGCCAAUUCUACCUAAAUUAUAUAAUUUGGUAUUUGGUAAUUAUAUAAAUUGGUAUUAGUAAUUGUAUUAUAAUUUGGUGUUAGGGUAUUAUUGGAUUGAAAUGGAAAAUUAAUUAAAAAAUAUGAUAUAAAAAAGAGAUUCCUGCAUUGCAGGAGGUUAGACUAGAUGAUCCUGGGGGGGUUGUGUGUGUGUGUGUGUGUGUGUGAACGCACGCCAAAGUAAAGAUGGGUGUCUUUUGCAUGUACUGCAAGCUGUACAAUGAAGGUACCCAGCGCACAUCUGUGGGGAGGGAAUUCCUUCUGGCACAUCUAUGGGGAGCAGCCCUCUGUAGGGGCUGCUACAGAGAAAGCCCUCUUUUGGGCUGCCUCCCCCCCCCCCCCCAGGAAUGAGGGUGAUGAAACUACCAAGACACACCCCCCCCGCGCUGAUUUUAACCCCUGAGAAAGUAUGGAAGGGAGCGUCUUUCAGAUUCCUCUUGUAAACUGUGCUUCAUGCUGUUAACCACUCUCUACCGUUAUCCCUUACAGUUUUCGGCAAGCAGCUACAUCUCUGCCAUCAUGGUGAAAUCAUGUUGUGCAAUAAACUGCAACAACAAAUUUUUGCUGGGCAACAAUAUCUCAUUUCACAGGUAAGGUGCCUUUAUGAUGCCCUUAGGCUUGAACUGAAUUUCCUCCAUACUUGGUACAUUCCCUGCAUAUAGAAAGCUAGCAAAUAAUGGAGGACAUGCAGUGAGUGAUGUGGCAGCUCCACUGGUCUGAUCUGGCAGGGCCCUUCUAACAAUUUUCAUGUUACCAUAUCAAAGAGGAUAGUUUAUAAUUAUGGCUUCCUCCUGAUGUACUAAGCAAGGAAUCUUUAAAUACAUAUAUAUAUUAUUAACUAAAGCGGGAAACGUUCUAUCAUGUGAGCAUUGAAAUUAUGUGAGCACCCCACCUGCAGUCUGAAAUGGUACUGUCUGCAUAUAGCUUUGACUGCAAGCUCAUUUUCCCCCAUUGCUAAGCUGUCAUCUCCACUCUGUGGUACCCCUCCACCGGCCCUGGUGAUGCUUUGCUGCUCAUCAAUUGCACCUCGGGAGAGAGCAAGGGCAUAAGAAGAGUGCUGGGGACCACCUUCAGAGACUUGGCGGGCUGGAUUAAGCCCACAAACUGGUAGUUCCCCAUCCCCAAACUAUAUCUGUAAUCAACAUGCUGAUGCUGGGGUUGCACGGAGAGGUAUCCUUUCUUAGAAGCCAGCCAGUGUUCCUGCUUCCUUGCUCCUCUGUCCCCCCUCCAUCAAAAUCUGUGGCCCCAUCUGCACUAUAACUUUAAAGCAGUAUCAUACCUAGGACCCACGUACCUACGGGACCGCCUCUCCUGGUAUGCCCCUCGGAGGACCUUGAGGUCCACAAAUGACAGCACUUUGGAGAUCCCAAGUCGCAAGGUGGUUAGAUUGGUCUCAACUAGGGCCAGGGCCUUUUCAGUACUGGCCCUGACUUGGUGGAAUGCUCUGCCACAAGAGACUAGGGCCCUGCGGGACUUGACAUCUUUCUGCAGGGCCUGCAAGACAGAGCUGUUCCGCCUGGCCUUUGGUUUGGACUCAGUCUGUCCCUUAUGUUUUGGUCCCCUUAUGGUUUUGAUCUAUGGGCUACUUUUAAAAUGAGGCUGCAUUUUAAAUUGUUUUUUUAACCUGUAUUUUAAAUUGGUUCCCCCCACCAUUAUGUUUUUAUUGUAAUUUUACUGGUGUUAGCGGCCCUGAGCCCGGCUCUGGCCAGGGAGGGCGGGGUAUAAAUAAAUUAAUUAUUAUUAUUAUUAUUAUUAUACCACUCUAAAUAGUCUGUUGGAGCACUUGGGCAUGAUCAGGAAACAGCUCCAAAUGUGAGAGGCCUGAGCAAGUUCCCUUUGCACCAGCAAAAGGGAAAAAUAGACGGCAAACUUAGUCAGCGGCUUCAUUUACUGGUAGGCUUGAUCAUACACAGUUAACAUGUUUGCAGAGUCUCCUGCUAGAGCACUAGCAGGGUUACUCCCUUAGGUGGAGAAUUGCCACCUGGACUGCACAGCAAAACUCACAGCAAAGUACAGAUCCCAGUUGCAGGUUCAUAUGUAGCUCCAAGCACAGCACAUAGCCCAGCAGCAGCAAGCAGGUAGGUGUUAUACAGCAGAGAUAUUGUGCAGCAGAUAGAAUUUGCUGGUCUAGUUCCUCUUAUAUAGGCAGGACAAUCACAUUCUGGCCAGUUGCCAGUUGCUGAUUCAGCAGUUGCCAUUCAGAUUUGGCCAGGUAUAAGCAAUCAGCAAUCUUGCACUUAAAACCAGCCGCAAGCAAUCAGCCCUUACAUUUUUCCUGGGCAAGAGUAAACCUCCUUCAACACAGUCAUGCUUUUCCCAAAGAAUUCUGGGAGCUGUAGUUUGUUAAGGGUGCAGAGAGUUCGUAGGAGAACCCCCUAUGCUCCUCACAGAACUAUAAUUUCCAGAGUUCCCUGGGGAGAGGGAUUGGCUGUCAAACCCCUCUGGAGAUUGUAGCCCUGUGAGGGAGAAUGUGCUAAACUAGAUGGACCAAGGGUCUGACUAAAGGUCAGGCAGUACUUGCUGGGAUAGCUCAGUUGGUUAGAGCGUGGUGCUAAUAACACCAAGGUUGCAGGUUCAAUCCCUGUGUGGGCCAGUUGCAUAUUCCUGCAUGGCAGGGGGUUGGUCUAGAAUAUGAUCCUGUGGUCCCUUCCAUCUCUCUGAUUCUAUCUAGUUAUAGCCGUGUGUGUUUGUUUCAUAGUUAUGAGCACAGCUUCUGGGUAUCAGUGAGGAGAGGAGUUUGGGACUUUUAAUCCAUUUGUGCUAUAUAUAUAUAUAUAUAUAUAUAUAUAUAUAUAUACACACACAUAUAUGUGCAUUUCCUCCAUAACUCACACAGACAUUUCCCCUUACUUUCUAGGAGGAAAAAAGUGAGUGUUAUGGUGCAAAAAAUACGGUGUGUGUGUGUGUGUGUAUAUAUAUAUACACACACACACACACACACACCCCGUAUUUUUCGCUCUAUAACACGCACCCGACCAUAACACGCACAUAGUUUUUAGAGGAGGAAAAUCCAUAGGCAUGCCACCCGUAGGCACAGACAUUUCCCCUAACUUUGUAGGAGGGAAAAAGUGAGUGUUAUGGUGCAAAAAAUACGGUGUGUGUGUGUGUGUGUGUGUGUGUGUGUAUAUAUAUAUAUAUGUGUGUGUGUGUGUGUGUACACACACACACACACACACACAGUGGAUGCUAGGGUUGCGAACGUGAUCCUUGCGGGAUGCACGCUCGCAACCCACAGUGUUCGCAACCCGCGUCUGCGCACGCACGGGUUGCGAUUCAGCGCUUCUGCGCAUGCGCAAAGCUCGAUUUAGCGCUUCUGUGCAUGCGCGACUGCUGAAACCCGGAAGUAACCUGUUCCGGUACUUCCGGGUUUCGGCGGUCCGUAACCCGAAAAAACACAACCUGAAGUGGCUGUAACCCGGGGUAUGACUGUAUAUCACAUACUUGUCAUAGGUUUCCUCUGGGGAAAAAAGAUCUGUUGAAAAAGUGGGUUUGGAACAUCCGUCGCAAGAACUUCACUCCCACGCGGCACCAUGUGAUCUGCUCGGAACAUUUUUGCGAGACGGACUACCUUGAAAACGUAGCUUCCGGGAGGCGGUACUUAAAGCCUGAAGCGAUUCCGACAAUGUUUAACAUACCCGAGCGGCUGAAGAAGGUAAAUCUCACCGUCCUCCCAUCAAUCUCGUGGAUGGACGCCUUUGCUAUACAGUACAAUUGUGCCCUACACGGGGGUCUGGCUCAGAGUGUUCUACGUAUAUGCAGAAAUGUGUGUACUCGAACCCUUGGAGCCGUCCCUUCGCAAGUAUACCGGUUUCCCUGUGGCUGGCUUGCUGAAAGGGCCUCGCUGCCCCAAGGAACUCAGAGCCUCUCAAAAUAGCUUUUUUUUUUUUUUUUUGCUUUUUGUUGUACCUGGAGCCGCUGGCAAGAGCAGCCUUACCACACAGGAACCCUUUCCUCCUUAGAAAGAAUAAUCUUUGCUUCUCUGCCUUCCUUGGGGAGCAAGGUGCUCUCUGUGCUCUGACUCCAGAUGCCCUGGGAUGUUCUUGUGAGAUCUCAUGGGAGCACCUUAGACCCAGCGUGUAGAGAGGGCCUUUAUGACUUACAUAGCUGCAGGUGGAAUGCCUCUGAAUACCACUUGCUGGGAAUCACAAGUAGGGAGUGUGCUUGCGUGCAUGCUCUAGUUAUCUCCCACUUAGACUACUGCAAUGCACUCUACAUGGGGCUACCUUUGAAGGUGACCCGGAAACUACAACUAAUCCAUAAUGCGGCAGCUGGACUGGUGACUGGGAGCAGCCGCCGAGACCAUAUAACACCGUUCCUGAAAGACCUACAUUGGCUACCAGUACGUUUCCGAGCACAAUUCAAAGUGGUGGUGCUGAUCUUAAAAGCCCUAAACGGCCUCAGCCCAGUAUACCACCCCCAUCGUUCAGCCCAGACUCUGAGGUCCAGUUCCGAGGGCCUUCUGGCAGUUCCCUCCCUGCGAGAAGUGAGGUUACAGGGAACUAGGCAGAGGGCCUUCUUGGUAAUGGCACCCGCCCUGUGGAACGCCCUCCCAUCAGAUGUCAAGGAAAUAAACAACUAUUUGACUUUUAGAAGACAUCUGAGGGCAGUCCUGUUUAGGGAAAUUUUUAAUGUUUGAUGUUUUAUCUUGUUUUUAAUAUUCUGUUGGGAGCUGCCCAGUGUGGCUGGAGAAACCCAGCCAGAUGGGCGGGGUAUAUUAUUAUUAUUAUUAUUAUUAUUAUUAUUAUUAUUAUUUUAUUAUUAUCCCAUAGGCCAAUGGUAGGCCACUGUUCAAAGUUUGAUUUUCACACAGGGCAGUAAAAAGAGGCGACCCCACGUCCGCCGUGAUCCUCUACCAAGCCGUCAGUUGAAAACCAAGGAGAGCGAGGCAGAAGUGCCUUCCCCUGGGAGCGAUGUUGUGGGGCUGGAGCACUCCUACUCUCUCCCAGCCAGUCCAGGUAGGUCAGCAACUAAACUUCACAAAAGGCGCUGCUGGAAUACAGCUUUCUGUAAAAAGAGACCGAGCGUAUGAGUCUGUGGAAUGCUCUCCCCAGGGAGGUUCGGCUGGUGCCUUUAUUAUAUAUCUUUAGGCACCUGGCAAAAAUGUUCCUCUUUAGCCAGGCCUUUGGCUGACGCCCUUUUAAAAUGUGUUUGGGGUGUGUGUGUUAUUGGAUUAUGUAUUUUGUGGUUUUAUCUUGUGGUUUUAUUUUGUGAACCACCCUGAGACCUGCAGAUAAAUUGUGGGAAUGUUAAGGAUAAUAGGAGAGGAUACAGUGAUUAAAUAUUAUCACUCACGCUAGUGAGUCAUGUAGCAGAGCAGAUUCCCCUCAAUUCAGUAGGAAGCAAGUUUGCAGAUUCAUUUGAAUCCCUUUAGUUAAGCAAUCCAAUCUGGCUUGCCCAGAUCGAUUAUUCCUGGUGUCCCCUUUUAUCCCUCUUAAAAGAAUAAUGACACAAGAGUCUUUCCUUAACAGUAACAAGAACUUUACUCGCAUUCAGUUCACAGUAUGAUCCCUGAAGGCAGGUUUUAGCUAGUAGUUACGUAACAAAGUGUGAGUUCAUCCCAUAUGGGGACUGAGCCCAUGUGCUGCUGGCCGAGAGCCAGCAGACAGCAAAAUACAUUAAGAGAACAGCAUCAAGAGAAGAAAAUGGCUGCAGGAGAGCAGCAUGGCAGCAAGAGGAAGAUGGCUGCGUGACUUGGCUCUUUUAUGGAGUCAGCCAGGGUCACGCCCACCUCCCUGUUCACAUGCAGGGGGAGAACGCUGCAGACCAGUGGAACAGGAAGUUACGCUGGCUGGAGUAACACUCCCCCUGCCUGUGUUCACUCUAGGGAAACAAGGAAUGUUGUAUUUGACUGCUCCAACGGAUUAGUAAAGGUAAAGGGACCCCUGACCAUUAGGUCCAGUUGUGACUGACUGGGGUUGCGGCGCUCAUCUCGCUUUAUUGGCUGAGGGAGCCGGCGUACAGCUUUCGGGUCAUGUGGCCAGCAUGACUAAGCCACUUCUGGCAAACCAAAGCAGCGCACAGAAACGCCGUUUACCUUCCUGCCGGAGUGGUACCUAUUUAUCUACUUGCACUUUGACGUGCUUUCGAACUGCUAGGUUGGCAGGAGCAGGGACCGAGCAACGGGAGCUCACCCUGUCGCGGGUAUUCGAACCGCCAAUCUUCUGAUCGGCAAGUCCUAGGCUCUGUGAUUUAACCCACAGCGCCAAUGGAUUACAUCCUGCAUAAAUAAAAAUAUUUUAGUAUUGAUCAACAUAAUUUAUAGUUUGCUAUUGAGCCCAGUGAAUUGACCAUCAAAUGCCCCAUCCUGGUAUUCCCCUCUUGUCCUUAAAAACUGUUAGCCCGGGAUCUUCGCUUGACAUCUGUGCGGGAGCAUGACCUGACAGACCCCACGGCAGGAAACGGCCCUCGCUUCCUCCAGCCCAGGCCUUGGAGGGAAUGCAGGGAGAGGACAUGGCAGAACAUCUCAGAGGAGCCCGUCGACAACUCGGACACCCAUCGCCAACGUUUCCGCCAGUUCCGCUACGAGGAGGUCCAAGGACCCCGAGAGCUUUGCGACCGGCUCUGGGACCUUUGCCACCAAUGGCUGAAGCCCGGGAAGCACACCAAACUGCAGAUGCUGGAGCUGGUCAUCCUGGAGCAGUUCCUGGCCAGUCUUCCCUGGGAGAUGCAGGACUACGUCAAGGAAGAGCAACCAGCAAACUGUGAUAGUGCCGUGACCCUUGCCGAGGAUUUCCUGAAGAGAGGGCAAGGGGAAGAGGUGAGUUCAUUUCCCCUAUGGUGGAUCCAGGCCACUGAGACUGGUUGCACAAGCUGAAAGCAUAGCGUUCCAAUAAGAGUAAAGGUAAAGGUAAAGGGACCCCUGACCAUUAGGUCCAGUUGUGGCCGACUCUGGGUCUGCAGCGCUCAUCUUGCUUUAUUGGCCGAGGGAGCCGGCGUACAGCUUCCGGGUCAUGUGGCCAGCAUGACUAAGCCGCUUCUGGCAAACCAGAGCAGCGCACAGAAACGCCGUUUACCUUCCCGCCGGAGCGGUACCUAUUUAUCUACUUGCACUUUUGGUGUGCUUUCGAACUGCUAGGUUGGCAGGAGCAGGGACCGAGCAACGGGAGCUCACCCCGUCAUAUUAUGAUAUUACGAUAUCUUUAUUGUCAUUGUCCCUUGCGGAUAUUGUCAUGGGGAUUCAAACCGCCGACCUUCUGAUUGGCAAGCCCUAGGCUCUGUGGUUUAAUGCACAGCGCCACCUGCGUCCCUCUAUAGUAAAGUAGUUUAUGUUAAUAUGAUUCAGAUUAAUGUGAUUCAGAUUCAUAUGAUUCAGAUUCACUUUGAUGUUCUUUCGAACUGCUAGGUGGGUAGGAGCUGGGACCAAACAACAGGAGCUCACCCCGUCGCGGGGUUUUGAACCGCCAACCUUCUGAUUGGCAAGUCCUAGGCUCUGUGGUUUAACCCACAGCGCCACCCGUGCCCCCUUCCAACAAGAGUAGCCAUCUCAAAGGGAAAGAAGCUGAGUAUUGAGCAUAGACUCAGGCAGAGCUGCAACAGGGAACCUCUUGUGUAGGUGAUAUUUCUUACUGGUGUGCCCUGUUGGGGUUAUUCCUUCAGAGACGCUGAGUACAGCUGGUUUAAACUGGUUCUGUUUUUUCUUUCAGUCAAGGUCAUACUAUCUAUAAUAAGAGGCCAGAAGGGUUUCUACUUUCUCUUUCUAUAUCUUUUCCGUCUGGUAUGGUGUUCUGUAUGCUUAGUGUUAAUAUUUAGUCUUAUUAUAAGUCAUUGUAAGUUUAAGUUAACUUUGCUGCAACUGGAUUUCUUAUGGACAGUGCCAAUCCUGAAUGUAUUGGAUUUCUGACCAUUAUGCUCAUUUGCCUUCAGUAGCAGUAAAGCUCUGCUACCGCUGGUCUAUUUUUGAGAAUCCUGCAGCGUGUUUAACUGCUAACUAUACAUUGGAAUCCACUCUGGAUCAAUAUUGAGUAGACUUUCAACGACAAAUUCCUGUCCUAAAGCACAAGCCUCAGAUGACUGCUUAGAUCAGCCUUUCUCAACCUGUGGGUCCCCAGAUGUUGUUGAACUACAACUCCCAUCACCCCUAGCUAGCAAGGCCAGAGCUCAAGGAUGAUGCGAGUUGUAGUCCAACAACGUCUGGGGACCCACAGGUUGAGAACCGCUGGCCUAGAUUUUCACCCAGGCUUCUGCAGGCUUCUCGUUGCAGCAACUGGCUGGCCGUUGUGGGAACAGGAUGUUGGGCUUGGUAGGCCCUCGGCCUGAUCCAGCAGUCAGGCUUUUAUUGCGUUCUUAACACUGCCACAUUGACGGCCGCUGCCUUGCCAGCAGACAUAGUGCCACACAGACCUGAAGGGACAGAGCCUAUCCCUUUCUGGGCUGCGCUGCCUUCUCUCCCUCAACCAUUUCCCUGUUUUUAGGUGCGGAGGCCGCUGGCCGAGAUGGCGGCCAAUCUCCCUGAGUCCGAGAAGGCUCCCUCGGAGGUGCGGCGUUCGCUGCGGGUCAGGAGGCCCACCAGGAAGGGAGAUGGAAGUUGUGCUUUGCUGGGUAACAAUUCUUUGUGCUUCCCUUAUGGCAGGUGAAGGGGAAAAUCCAGCCCCCCAGGUGUUGCUGGACUCCCAUCAUACAUUGACAUUGCUUGCAAAGGCUGAUGGGAGUGGUAGUUCUGCAGGGCCAAAGGUUCCCCCCUCCUGUUCCUAUGACAUGUCUUUUCUCUCGCCUCCUCUUCCCCUCCUCCGUUGCCUGCCUGACAUUUUGAGGGCUGCUGUCACAAGACUCUAGUCCUGUGUGAGGGGCAAUUCUUAUCCCCAGCCUGUCACAAAAAGGCUUCUCUGUUUGUUUAGAAGUAGGAGGACUGGGCUAUUACUUUAUCUAUAAAGGGAGCGGCCAUAGCGCAGUGGUAGAGCAUGCAGUAAAUCCCAGUUUCAACCUCCCCAACAGUGUCUCCAGGUACGGCUGGGAGAGACCCCAGUCUGUAAUUCUGGGCAGCUGCUGCCAGUCAGUGUGGACACUUCUAAACUAGAUGUGCCAGUGGACUCCUAACUAAAACAGUGCAGACAGAAUCUAAAAUGGAGGUAUUUUUAGGACACCGUAGCCACCUAUGGAAGCGAACCAGUGCUAUUUUUCUAGAACACCAUGAACACCUCCUUUGUUCUCUUGAACCUCAGUUUUUGCGCAUCUCGGAAGCCCAAAUGAUUCGGAACCUGAACACCGAAAACCCAGAAGUAAUUGCUUCUGUUUUCGAACGCGCCUCAGAAGUCAAAUGGCUUCCGCUGCAUGUUUUUCUAUUUUUUUCAUUUGAUUUUGCCGACUGCCCAUUGAUCCUCAGUUUUUGAACAUUUCAGAAGUCAAACGGUCAUCCGGAACGGAUUACGUUCGAAAACCAAGGUUCUGCUGUAACGGCAAUGGCGGCCACCUGAGAGGUGCCAGAACUGAGUUCCGGAAAGUUCCGGCUGAAAAAUAAAAAGCCCUGAAGCAAACCAUAUAUGGCACCCUUUGCCCAUUGGUUUCUUAGGUGAUUUCUUGAGAGAGAAAGAGAGAGUUUUUUCCCCUUCUUCCUUAGAAUUCAUUUCCCCUGUCUCUGUCUGUCUUGAUCCUCUAGAAGAUGAGCCUGCGAGCGACAACAACCAGGCAGAGAUCAGUCAAGCCGAAGUCCCUGCAUCUGAAGAAGUAGUGUCUCAGGAGGAAGUUUCCUCCGUGACUGAGGCUGCUGAAAGUGGGUACUCAUUAAAUAUGGCGUUUGUUUAAUAGAAGCAAUCUCUCUCGAGAAUGGAUCUGGAGCCGCUGUUUGUCAUACUGCCCUGAGUAAAGGGAGUGGUGCUUAGAUCUGGGCCUUGUCUCUAGGCCUGAGCCUGCCAGGGUUUCGAAGGGAUUAAGAAUGUAAGGCCAGCACUCAUAUUUUACCUCAUGGAAGGAAAGAAGGGAGUAACCAAGAGAGGAAUUCUCAGAGGUGCGCUGAGCGCGAUUUAUUUGACCUUUGCUUAUUUAUAUUCCCCCGCCCCAGUUAUUUUAUUUUAUUUUGACAAAGUAAUAAUCUUAAAUAAAUAAGAAUAAAAAUGUGCACCGCACCCCCGAGACCAUUCCAUUGUAACUAUCCAACCUCCCAAAUAUUCAUCCUGUGAUGGUUUGACCCCUUUCCGUUUUAACGGUACAAAUUCUACAAACACCUUCCAUAUCUCCUCAAAAUCAUUUCUCCUGCAUAUUCCCCAUCUUACCUUAAUGGCACAUGUUGAUUUAUCGUUAAUAGCUAUAUCCCACACCUCUUUAUACCAUUCUUCCAUUUUAUAUUCUGCUUGCCCCUUCCACUUCCUAGCGAUCAUAAUUCAUGCAGCUGUCAAUAAAUUUCUGAGCAAGCCCUUCAUGGUCUGCGAACCUUCCACCCCAUCGUAAAUUGAUAAUGAUGCUACCUCUGGACUUUUGGUCGGCUUUAACCCAGUGAUUUCUGUUAUCUCCUUAAACACCCUUUGGCAGAAAAAUUGUACUUAUUUACACCCCCACCACAUGUGAACAGAAUUCCCUGUUUCCUGGCAUUCCCUCCAACAUAACACGGAAUAUUCCUUUUUUUAUUUGAUUUAAUCUAACUAUAUCAGAUUAAAUCAGGUCGGACCAUUGCUUAUUUAUUAGUUUUAUUUUAAAUAUAUUUAGGUUCAUUUUCUUUCUUUUUAGUGUUUGAUGUUUUAUUGUGUUUUUAAUAUUCUGUUGGGAGCCACCCAAAGUGGCUGGGUUUAGGUUGAUUUUCUGAGCAGAUAUCCAUUCCUGAGCCUCUUACAAUCACAAAGCAACUUCAACGUUAAUCAGAAAUGGCGUGUAUUUGGCUGUAUCCCUUGUACCCCCAUUUCUCCACAGCAGUUUUCAGGCUCCAUUUCUGCCCCCCUCUCUCAUCCUUAUAGUUGUGCCGGUGAGCGAUGGGUGGCAGAGCGACGAUGAAGGGGAGCUGUGUGGGGCACCGUGCGAAGGAAGCGAGGGCACAGAGAUGGAGGAGAACUCCAGGGGUCUGGGAGGAACAAAGAGACGACAGGGAUCUGAGGCACCUGAGAAAGGGAAGAAGAAACUGGCAGGUAGUCUCUUAUUUCUAUUCACUUAGUUAUUUUUGCUACCCCGCUCUUCAUCCUGAGGUCCCAGGGUAAGUCACAGUGAUGUAAAAUGCUGUUCCUAGCAUUAGUCUGAUUGGUGUCCGAAAGACUGAGCGCUAAGCAAAAAUAAGUAUUUUACUUUUUUAAUCAUCUUUUUUUUUUAACCAAAGUAGUGAAAUAUUGCAAACAUUUGCAGCAAACAGGUUCAGCAGAUCUGAGGAAGCGAAGGCAAGGGAGGCAAAUUAGAGUAAGGGUUCUCUUGUUUGACAGUGAAAGGGAGAGAGAUAGCACUCCCAACAGCAGUGGCCAAAAGUCCCCCAAAUUACCCCAAAUUGGGUAAGACACAAGGUUUAUUUACACAUAGCUAUGGUAACAGAGAGCUGCGGAGGAGGCGCAUUCAGAGACUUGUCAAGACAGGCCCAGAAGUGGACUAAAAAUAAAAUAUGGAAGAGAUUUGCCCCGAGGCUGUGUCGGCAUCAAAAGUGGCCUUUGCCCCUUGGCCACUUCCAGUGAAUUCUCCUCAGAGUGCUUUGCUCUUGCAGAGGCAAACGGACAGCACCAUUCCCAACACCUCGGUGAGAGAGACGGCUGCGCAGACCCCGAUGAUGACUUCGUUGUUCUCUUGAAACCAUUUACGGGCGGAGACCACGCAGCCCGUCUUCCUCACCGGCCAGCUGUCGAAGGCGCCGGAAGGAGCGGCCAGAGGGCAGAAGCCUAUCGCUGCGUCCGAACUGGUGGCAUUGACGCCGCAAGAGCAAGGGUAGAGUGUGUAAUUUCUCUGCUGGAGGAAGAGGUUCAGCUUCCAGUUUUCCGGCCCAAUCCAUCCGCAGCAAGACAUCCUGGAUUGGAAAUAGUCCCAGGCAAGCAUGGCGGACCUGUUGGUUUCGUGCCUCAGGUCGUAGUACCGGAUGAGGUGGAGGACAAAGGUGGGCGUUUUUUCCUUCAUGGCCUUCGCACGGUGGUAGAUGAGCAAGAAGGUGGUGGCCUGGGCCGCCAGGAGCAACAGCAGGCCGAGGAAGUACAGUCCCAAGAAACAGCGGCUCCCGCUGAAGGCCCCCACGCAGCCCAGGAACCCCAUCACCAUGGUGACGGCCCCAACGCCAAUCAGGGUGUAAGGCACGAUGUACAUGGUGGAGGUCGAGAUCUGCAAGAUGGUGAUGAAGUUUCUCUUGUCAAACAAGAGCCAUAGUCCGGAGCCCAUCAGCAUGGCCCCCAGAACAAAGAAGAGGUGGUUAAAGAAGAAGAGGCUGUAAACAGUGGCUUUCUGACAGAUGGGCCUCAUCUUCUCACAGACGCAGCUUCCUUCUGUUUCGGAACUCAGAACCUCCAGGACAGACACACAAACACACAGUUCAACAGCUGUACGGGCUUGGAUGAGCCACAGAACGAAGUGCCUGAGAGCACCUGGGCUCACAGCUUUUUUUAUUAUCAUCUAGUCGCCUUUGAGUUCUGCACCCCAACCCCUCUUGUUUUUUAACAUCUGCCACUUCAUUUGUGUGGUCUUUUUCCCCUCCCCCUUUCUGGAAGUGGAGCUCUCAGAAGUGGCCUUCCUCCCCCUGUCAGCUGACGUGGUACAUUCCAUUUGAUUUCCUCACUUCUAAACUGAUGGCCACUGGUCAGGGAUGAUGCGAGCGGAAAGUUCAGCAACAUCUGGAGGGCCUGAUAGAUAGACAGACAGAUAGAUAGAUAGAUAGAUCCAUCUCUUUAGAACAAUAAAAAUACAAUUUUAGUUUGUAUUUAUACCCUGCUUGUCAUCAAAUGGUCUGAGAUGAGUUACAGAAAUAUAGCAAUGAAAAUAACUGCAAUAUAUCAAUAGAAUACUUGCCUUUGACUUUCAGGUGUCUCAAUAGGCCUAUGUAGUUGUUCAUAAUUUCCUUGAGUAGCUAUUCACUUUAGCAGUUGUUCUGUUAGGGUUGCAAUACGUCAAUAAUAAUAAUAAUAAUAAUAAUAAUAAUAAUAAUAAUAAUAUAUUAUUAUUAUUAUUAUUAUUAUUACAGUGGUACCUUGGAACUCAAAUGGUUUGGCUCCUGAAUAAAUUGGCUCCCAAACGCCGCAAACCUGGAAGUGAGUGUUCCAGUUUGCGAACGUUAUUUGGAAGCCAAACGUCCGAUGCCUUGGUUUUUGAACCGUUUUGGGAGUCUAAUGGACUCCCGGAACAGAUUAAGUUUGACAACCAAGGUACCACUAUAUUAUUAUUAUUAUUAUUAUUAUUAUUAUUAUUAUACUCCACUCAUCUGGCUGGGUUUCCCCAGCCACUCUGGGCAGCUUACAGUGUAUCUUAAAACAUAAUAAAAACAUCAAACAUUUGGGACAAAGCCUGUAUUCAGCCCCCUUGAGCACCUUUUCCUCUAAGGCAUAUGUAGUUCUCCCCCUCCUCAUUUGAUCCCCACAACAACCCUUUGAGGUGGGUUAGGCUGAGAAGCAGUGACUGUGCACUCCCCACAUUUUAAUUGUGUAAACUAUCAGUUUAAUUGUAUAAGCUAUCAGUGGAUUGGGUGAAACAUCAAGGCUUUCAGAAAUACAAAAAAUCCCUAAGGUAGAAUCCACUCUUCCAAAAAGCCCAAUGAGGAUGUCACAUGCUGACAGUUGGGGGCCGGGGAACCCAGAAAAUCAGAUGGGAGAGACAAUGGAAUGGAGUCUCUUAGGAGGGGGUAUGGCUGGCAGACCAGAGGAACACUCCACACUGUCAUGUUUUAUUGCAGGACCCAUUUGGGACACUCUUUUCUCUCCCUCUCUCAUUUUGUUCUAGCAGGCAGUGAUCAAGUGCCAGGGAAUGAAGAGGAAAGUCAGCUGGAAACAGCCGAGCGAGGAGGAGGAGAAACUUCGGGGACAGUCAGCGGGAAAUCUCCCCAGGGUCUUAAGAUUGAAGGGACACCUGGAAUCCUGCAGGAUACAGAGCACCUGAAGGAGAUACCAGCGAAAGAGAAUCCAUAUAAAUGCCUCUCCUGCGAGGAAAGUUUCCAUAAGCGGUCUCAGCUGGUUAUACACCAGAGGGGUCAUGCUGGAGAGAAGCCGUACAGUUGCUCCCAGUGUGGCCAGGGUUUCUCUUCCCGCCCCGAACUUCUCGGCCACGAGACAAGCCACACGGAAGAGAAACCAUAUCAGUGCUCGGACUGCGGGAAGAGCUUUCGGGAACAAGCGUACGUUGUCCAGCACAAGAGGAUCCACACAGGGGAGAGGCCGUAUACGUGCUCCGAGUGCGGGAAGAGCUUCUAUCGCAGAGGGUCCCUUAUUCUGCACGAGAGAAUCCACACGGGAGAGAAGCUGUACAAGUGCCCGGACUGUGGGAAGAGCUUCAAUCGGAAGCCGCACCUUGCCGUGCACAGGAGAAUCCACACGGGGGAGAAACCCUACGAAUGCUCCGACUGUGGGAAGAACUUCACUGUGAAAUCUGCCCUCAACGUGCACAUGAGGACCCAUUCUGAAGAGAAGCCGUACCAGUGCUCCGACUGCGGGAAGAGCUUCCGCGAGAAAGGGACGCUCAACAUACACAAGCAGAGCCACACGGCAGAGAAGCCGUUUCAGUGCUCCGAGUGCGGAAAGUGCUUCCGCUAUGCAGCAUCGUUUCGGAGACAUAAGAAGUCCCAUUCGGUGGGACCCGUCUUGAAAUCCUACGAAUGCCCCGAGUGCGGGAAGAGCUUUGGCCGCAAAGAUUACCUUAUCACACACCGGAGAAUCCACACCGGAGAGAAGCCGUACAUGUGCUCCGUGUGCGGGAAGAGCUUCAACCACGGCGCGACCCUCGUCACGCAUAAGAGGACUCACACGGGAGAGAAGCCGUACGAGUGCUCCGAGUGUGACAAAAGCUUCAAGCAGAUUUCGGGCCUUAUUACACACCGGAGAACCCACACAGGAGAGAAGCCGUAUGGAUGUUCCGAUUGCGGGAAAUCCUUCAUCCUGAAAUCGUACCUUGAUGUGCAUAAGCGGACUCACACCGGAGAGAGACCGUAUCAGUGUUCACACUGUGGGAAAGGGUUCUCAUGCUCCUCUUACCUUUUAAGACAUGAGAAAACCCACACCGGGGAGCGAUCGCACAUAUGCUCUGACUGUGGCCAAAGUUUCCAUUGGAAACGGUCCCUGAUCAUGCACAUGAGGAAACAUACAGGGGAGCAGAACGUACACGAUUGCACCAUCUGUGGCAAAAGCUUCAGCUGGUCGUCUGCUCUUAACGUACACAUGAGAACCCACACUGGGGAGAAGCCGUACAUGUGCUCUGAGUGCGGGAAGAGUUUCAGCGGCAAAUGGAUCCUCAUUCAGCACAAGAGAAUCCACACGGGCGAGAAGCCGUACGAAUGCCCCGAGUGCGGGAAAUGCUUCCACGUGAAAUCCUCUCUCCUCGCGCACCAGAGGACCCACACGGGGGAGAAGCCCCAUGAAUGCUCCGAGUGCGGGAAGAGCUACAGCGUGAAAGCCAACUUCACCGCGCACAUGCGGACGCACACAGGGGAGAAGCCGUACCAGUGCGCCGAGUGCGGGAAAAGCUUCUACAAGAAAGACCGCCUCAUGACGCACAAGAGGACCCACACGGGAGAGAAGCCCUACCAGUGCUCAGAGUGCGGGAAGGGCUUCAACUGGAAAGUCGGCCUGAUCAACCACAUGAGGAUCCACACGGGGGAGAAGCCGUACGCCUGCGCCGCGUGCGGGAAGUGCUUCCACAAGAAGGACCACCUGGCGCGCCACGAGAUCAUCCACACGGGAGAGAAGCCGUACACCUGCUUCGACUGCGGGAAGAGCUUCAACCAGAAAGUUGCCCUCCUCGUGCACAAGAGGACCCACACGGGAGAGAAGCCCUACAAGUGCUCCGAGUGCGGGAAAAGCUUCAGCUGGAAAAAGUCCCUGAUCACACACAAGGCGGCUCACACGGGAAAGAAGCCCUAUCAGUGCUCAGAAUGCACGGAAAGCUUCAGCAGGAGAUCCCAGCUUGCCGAACAUGAACAGAUGCACAUAGGUGAGAUGGAGUAGGAUGAUUUGCUUCUGUGAGGGCAGGUCGUUGCCCUGGGGGGAGCACCUCCUUUCCAGGUUCGACCCCAGGAUCCCUGGAUUAAAAGUAGUAGUAGUAGUAAUAAUAAUAAUUUAUUUAUCAUUUAUACCCCACCCAUCUGGCUGGGUUUCCCCAGCCGCUCUGGGCGGUUCCCAACAGAAUAUUAAAAACACCAUCAAACAUUAAAAGCUUCCCUAAACAGGGCUGCCUUCAGAUGUCUUCUAAAAGUCAGAUAUUGUUCAUUUCCUUGGCGUCUGCUGGGAGGGUGUGCCACAGGGCAGGCGCCACCACCGAGAAGGCCCUCUGCCUGGUUCCCUCUAACCUCACUUCUCGCAGUGAGGGAACCGCCAGAAGGCCCUUGGAACUGGACCUCAGAGCUGGACACUCAGGCUGAAUGAUGGGGGUGGAGAUGCUCCUUCAGGUAUACUGGACCGAGGCUGUUUAAGGCUUUAAAGGUCAGCACCAGCACUUUGAUUUGUGCUCAGAAACGUACUGGGAACAAAUGUAGGUCUUUCAGGACCAGUGUUAUAUGGUCUCGGCGGCCACUCCCAGUCACCAGUCUAACUGCCCGCAUUCUGGAUUAGUUGCAGUUUCUGGGUGACCUUCAAAGGUAGCCCCACAUAGAGUGCAUUGUAGUAGUCCAAGGGGGAGAUAACUAGAGCAUGCACCACUCUGGUGAGACGGUCCAUGGGUAGAGGGUCUCAGCCUGCGUACCAGAUGGAGCUGGUAAACAGCUGCCCUGGACACAGAAUUGACCUGUGCCUCCAUGGACAGCUGUGAGUCCAAAAUGACUCCCAGGCUGCGCACCUGGUCCUUCAGGGGAACAGUUACCCCAUUCAAGACCAGGGAGUGCCCCCCACCUGCCCGCCCCCUUUCUCUCAAAAACAGUACUUCUGUCUUGUCAGGAUCUCUGGCAGCAUGCCAAGGAGCAGCCCAUAGCUCAGCCUCCUUUUUAACCAUCCGAUAUGCCCUUUUAAAAUGUGGCUCUUUCUUUUUGGGAGGGGUGUUAUUGGGUUGUUGUUUUUAUUUUGAUUAUAUUGUGGUUUUAUGUCGAUCUUUUCUGUGAACCGCCCUGAGACCUCUGGGUAUAGGGCGGUAUAUAAAUCCAAUUAAUAAUAAUAAUAACCAUUCAGAACGUGACAAACCUAUAUCCUCCUUGUUGUUCCCCCACCUGCCCCAUUCAUGGUUUCCCCACUCCCCGUGAAUAAAAACCGUGUAGCAGUUUAUUUUUUGUACAUUUCAGGCUUCAUUGCCGAAUCUACGGAGCUCACCGUGGAGGAAAUCAGCACCGCCGUGGUAAGGAAGAGCUUUCAUUUUGCUUUGCCGAGAGAAGCUUUUAAUUACAACGCAUCAUUAUUUCCUCUAUGACAGGAAUCGGGGAACGACCUUUUUCGUUCCUUUCUGGGGAAUCCCCUGGGGUCACAGGACAGUGGUGGGUGGGUCCAGAGGGGGGCAGCCAAUUAAAUGUUACCUUUGCUCAGCCAGCAAGUUUUAUGCUCGCUCCCUCACCUCCCUGGAGCUGUUAUCAGAGUUCAAGGAGGGGUACAAAGCAGGAUCAGCAAGAGGGAGGUUUGGGGAGCAAGUGCGUGGCCUGGGGAGAAUUCUGAUAAAGAGUGACAAUUCCCAGAAUUCCCUGGGAAGAAGGACUGAUUGUUUAGCCACCCUGGGAAAUGGAGUUCUGGGAGAGGAACAGAGGGUCUCCUCAGCACCCAUAACAGACUACAGUUCCCAGGAUCCUUUGGGGGAAGCCAUGACUGCUUAAAAGGGACGCGGGUGGCGCUGUGGGUUAAACCACAGAGCCUAGGGCUUGCCGAUCAGAAGGUCGGUGGUUCGAAUCCCCGCGACGGGGGGAGCGCCCGUUGCUCGGUCCCAGCUCCUGCCCACCUAGCAGUUUGAAAGCACGUCAAAGUGCAAGUAGAUAAAUAGGUACCACUCUGGCAGGAAGGUAAACGGCGUUUCCAUGCACUGCUCUGGUUCGCCAGAAGCAGCUUAGUCAUGCUGGCCACAUGAUGACCACCCAAAGGGUGCUCAUCAAUGGUUCCUCUUCAUCCUGGAGAAGAGUGACUAGUGGGGUGCCACAGGGUUCUGUCUUGGGCCCGGUCUUAUUCAACAUCUUUAUCAAUGACUUGGAUGAUGGACUCAAGGGCAUCCUGAUCAAAUUUGCAGAUGACACCAAACUGGGAGGGGUGGCUAACACCCCAGAGGACAGGAUCACAUUUCAAAACGACCUUGACAGAUUAGAGAACUGGGCAAAAACAAACAAGAUGAAUUUUAACAGGGAGAAAUGUAAAGUAUUGCACUUGGGCAAAAAAAUGAGAGGCACAAAUACAAGAUGGGGGACACCUGGCUUGAGAGCAGUACAUGUGAAAAGGAUCUAGGAGUCUUGGUUGACCACAAACUUGACAUGAGCCAACAGUGUGACGCGGCAGCUAAAAAAGCCAAUACAGGCUAUGGCUGCAUCAAUAGGAGUAUAGCAUCUAGAUCAAGGGAAGUAAUAGUGCCACUGUAUUCUGCUCUGGUCAGACCUCACCUGGAGUACUGUGUCCAGUUCUGAGCACCACAGUUCAAGAAGGACACUGACAAACUGGAACGUGUCCAGAGGAGGGCAACCAAAAUGGUCAAAGGCCUGGAAACGAUGCCUUAUGAGGAACGGCUAAGGGAGCUGGGCAUGUUUAGCCUGGAGAAGAGGAGGUUAAGGGGUGAUAUGAUAGCCAUGUUCAAAUAUAUAAAAGGAUGUCACAUAGAGGGGGAGAAAGGUUGUUUUCUGCUGCUCCAGAGAAGCGGACACGGAGCAAUGGAUCCAAACUACAAGAAAGAAGAUUCCACCUAAACAUUAGGAAGAACUUCCUGACAGUAAGAGCUGUUCGAUAGUGGAAUUUGCUGCCAAGGAGUGUGGUGGAGUCUCCUUCUUUGGAGGUCUUUAAGCAGAGGCUUGACAACCAUAUGUCAGGAGUGCUCUGAUGGUGUUUCCUGCUUGGCAGGGGGUUGGACUCGAUGGCCCUUGUGGUCUCUUCCAACUCUAUGAUUCUAUGAUUCUAUGACCCGGAAGCUGUACGCCGGCUCCCUCAGCCAAUAAAGCGAGAUGAGCGCCGCAACCCCAGAGUCCUCCGCGACUGGACCUAAUGGUCAGGGGUCCCUUUACCUUUACCCUUUAUGACUGCUUAAAGUGGUGGACGCGGGGGGCGCUGUGGUCUAAACCACUGAGCCUCUUGGGCUUGCCAAUCGGAUGGUUGGCGGUUCGAAUCCCCAUGACAGGGUGAGCUCACAUUUCUCUGUCCCAGCUCCUGCCAACCUAGCAGUUCGAAAGCACGCCAGCACAAGUAGAUAAAUAGGUAAACGGCGUUUCUGUGCGCUCUGGCUUCCAUCACGGUGCCCCAUUGCACCAGAAGCGGUUUAGUCCUGCUGUCCACAUGACCCGGAAAGCUGUGGACAAAUGCUGGCUCCCUCGGCCUGAAAGUGAGAUGAGAGCCACAACCACAUAAGUCGCCUUUGACUGGACUUAACCGUCCAGGGGUCCUUUACCUUUACCUUUUAAAGUAGUAAUGCAGAUGAGAGCCUUAAAUUUAAACCACGCCCAAGUCUGGAUAUGCCAAAGCUGCCUUUCCUUGGCUGGGCUGUGUAGAUGACGUCUGUCUUAUUCAUAACACUCUUUGAUUGUUCCAGAUGAGCUUGGAUUGCAAUGCCAUUAUUUUGACCACCGCUGUAUAGAGCAGGAAACAACAGGAAGCUGCACUUGGGUAAGACAAGCAACAGCCAGUGUGUUGUGGAGCCUGGAGUUUUGUGUGAGGACCAGGGAGACAAAGGAUCAAAUCCCUGGUCCAACCACGGAGCUUCCUGUAUGACGAUAGGCCAGUUCCUCCUCCUUAGUUUAUCCUCCAUGUUGCAAGGAUAAAACGAGGGUGAGGGAGAGUGGAGAAGCUGCUAUAUCCCACCAGGAGAAUAGGAUAUAAGCACAGUAAAUAGUAAUAAUUCCCAGACCCCAUUAAAAAAUGCUGCUUUAUUACCUUGAAAUCCCUCAGAUAUCUUAAAAACCACCUUCUCCCUUAAGAACCUGCUGGUCACCUUUGUCCAACUGAUUUUAUUAAUAAACUCUGGAGAGAUGUUUAUUAGCAUACUGUUUAAGCAGAAUAAAUGUAUAGAAGUAGGGUCUCCUUUUCUAAUACACCUUUGCCUCCCAAACAUUCUGAUUGGUUUCGACAUACAGUGGUACUUCGGUUUUCGAGUGUCUCAGAAACCGAACGUUUCGGUUUUCGAACACCGAAAACCCGAAAGUAAAUGCUUCGGUUUUCGGACACGCCUCAAAAGUUGAACGGCUUCCACUGCAUUUUUUCCAAAUUUUUCCAUUGAAACUGCAGACCGCCCUUCGCGCCUCAGUUGUCGAACGUUUCAGCAGCCGAAUGGUCUUCCGGUACUGUGAAAUUUUGUUAAAGCAUAGAUAUAGGUACAGGUACAGCUAGGUCCCGCUAUCCACCCACUCACUCUUGGAAAAUUCACUUAUCUGAGCAUAAAUAAUUAUGCCCAAACCAGCAGAUUCAGAUAUCUGAAUAUCCAGAUUUUGCCCACUUCCUUUCUUCCUUGUUCUUUGCUGGUCAAUGGUAGCCAUUUUUGGGCAGAAAGCAUGCAGAGAGAGACAGAGAUUAGAAAAAUCUGGGAGCAGGAGAGAUUGGACAAAUUUGUUUUUCCUUUGUCUCUUUUUUGCUGGUUGGCUGCAGCCAUAUCGGGAAGGAACCACAGAGAUUGUACAAAUCCCCAGUUAGAAAUAUUCCCAUAGGAAUCAGUGGAAAUCAUGGACUUGUUAUGCGAACACUUGCUUAAUGAAUGAUUUCCAGGGAAUGCAGUGUGUUCAGUAAGUGGGACCUGCGGGUAUAUAGAUAGUGCACUCAGGUCAACAAUGCAGACCCUGCCUUGUGUCUCCAAUGGCACAAAUGAUUAUGGGAGUCGUAGUUUGCUAAGGGUUGUUAGAUCCCUGUUCCCCUUACAGACCUACAGUUCCCAGAUUUCUCUGUGAACAGGGAUUGUCAAACCACUCUGAGAAUAAGAGUUCUCUGAGGGGAAUAGGAGUCUCCUAACAAACUUCUGCACCCUUAACAAACUACAAUUCCCAGAAUACUCUGGGGGAAGUCAUGGCUAUUUAAAAUAAUAUCAUGGUGCUUUAUAUGCAUGGUAUGGAGGUGGCCAAAGCAAAAAUAUAUACCGUAUAUAAAAUACAGAAUAAGUUAUGCAAGUUAAGACCAUGUUACAUGAUAAUUUAUACAAGGCUCAAAAGCUUUGACUGGGGCAGAAAUUAGAUUUCCUAAAUGCAUAAAUCUGUGUUUCAUUUUGUUUUUUAAAUAAACAUGGCAUUCAUAUGGCUGUAGACGUUAAUCUACAACUGUUUUAGGAACAGGCAUUUUAUUACUUGUGGAAAGGAUCCUUGCAAAUAUUUUCAUGCUGAUACUAGAAAGAUGUGUUUAUAUAUAUAUUCUCUCUCUCACUUUUAGCAAAUCAUUGUGAUGCUCUUGUUUUAUUUCCCAUGCAGGAUUCUGGAAGCUAGCCAGUUUGCUGAACCUGGUUUUUUUUUUUUAAUAAGAAAAAGCUUUUUACAUAUGCUGCUGCAGCAGAGUAUCUUUAACCUUCUCAUGAGUUCUGUGCGGAAACUCAAUCCCUUUUCAGGGCUUGGUUAUCUUGCAACUGCUUCAGAAUUAUUGAAUUAUCUCUCAAGAUCAUCUCCUCCCUCUCUCUCAAUCCUUCUGGUCGUUGAAGCCCCCAUCUGGCUUUUAAUCCAUGUCAGCACUAUAUAAAAACCCUUGCCUUCGCUUGCAUUUUCCGAAGGAUAUAGCUCUGAAUAAAACUCUUUAGAAUCGAAUGGGUGC